AUGGGCAAGAAGAGGCUCUCAAGGCGCUGUUUCCCUCCACAGGCGAUCACGGCAGCGUAUGCGGCGGUGGCGGCAGUGGUGGUGCUGUUUGAAGUGGCCACGUGGGCCGUGGGGCAGUUUCUGGGGCUGGGAUCGUCUCUUACCAGGGCUGGGACGUGUUUAGGUCUUACCGGGGCUGGGAUCGUCUCUUUCUUCACAUCCCUUGUGCUACUGAUCGAGUCCAUUCAGGCAGCAGGCACUGCAUUCAACGAGCUGAAGCAGGGCCAGCCAGCCAUUGAACGCGUGCUCGCCCUCACACGCUUGAACCCACCGCAUUCCACUGCUUCCCACUCCUCCUCCUCCUCCUCCUCCUCCUCCUCCUCCUCCUCCUCCUCCUCCUCCUCCUCCUCCUCCUCCUCCUCCUCCUCCUCCUCCUCCUCCUCCUCCUCCUCCUCCUCCUCCUCCUCCCCCUCCCCCUCCUCCUCCUCCCCCUCCCCCACCCUUCAAGAAGUGGAAAAAGACAUUGGAAGGCUAGAGGGAGACAUUGAGUUCCAAGGGGUGUGUUUUGACUAUGGCUUACCGAUGCGGGGCGAGACGGUGGCUGUAGUGGGCCCGUCUGGAGGGGGCAAAAGCUCCCUGCUCAAGCUUCUCUUGAAGCUCUAUCGUCCCUCUGCAGGUCAGGCCACAUGGGCAGGUGAGGUUCUUUUUUCGGGCACGGUGGCGCAAAACAUUGCAUACGGGCAUCUGGAAUACCUCUCUUUGGAAUCUUCCAACCUGCCCGGAAAGGCAACAAAUUUGGCAAUGGUGGAGCGAGCUGCCCGCCUUGCCAACGCACAUGAAUUCAUUUCUGCUCUGCCCGAAGGCUACUUCACCCAGCUGGGCCCGCGAGGGGCGUCUCUCAGUGGCGGGCAGAGGCAGAGGCUGGCCAUCGCCCGAGCCAUCUUCAACGACCCUGCCAUCCUCGUGCUGGAUGAAGCCACGUCAGCACUGGACAGCCAAUCAGAGGCUCUCGUUCGCGACGCUCUGCGCCGCCUCAUGGUCGGCCGAACGGUGCGUGUGUGUAGGAGGAGUGGGUGGAGGGGUGGAGGGAAGGGUGGAGGGAGGGGUGGAGGGAGGGGUGGAGGGAGGGUUGGGGUUGAAAAGACGGUGGGAGAUGGGGGAAGUCAAUGUUCUGUGUCGCCUCAUGGUCGGUUGAACGGUGCGCGUGUGGUGGAGAAAGGGGGGAGGGGAAAGGGAAGGGGUGGAUGGGGGGAGUCAACACUCUGUGUUGCCCCAUGGUUGGCCGAACGGUGCAUGUGUGGAGGAGUGGGUUGGGGGAGAGGAGCUGAGGAGAGGCGAGGGGUGUGGGAGGAGAUGUUGUGUUGGAGAGUUGGGGAGCGGGACUGGGACUGGCGCAGGCUGACUCCUUCAGUCUCCCCAUCAUUCUCCAACUCAUUCUCCAACUUCUUCCUCAUCCCCCCUUCAUUUCUCCCCUCAUCAGGUGGUUCUGGUGGCACACCGGCCUGCAGCCAUCGCUGA
This is a messenger RNA of Closterium sp. NIES-65, 1497 nucleotides long. NCBI's taxonomy places the organism in Eukaryota, Viridiplantae, Streptophyta, Zygnematophyceae, Desmidiales, Closteriaceae. The record is from the annotation of a GenBank genome assembly.